Molecule: messenger RNA, 2679 nt
Organism: Fimicolochytrium jonesii
Lineage: Eukaryota; Fungi; Chytridiomycota; Chytridiomycetes; Spizellomycetales; Powellomycetaceae
Product: adaptin N terminal region-domain-containing protein
Exons: 10
Coding region: 1-2679 (892 amino acids)
Biological process (GO): protein secretion; intracellular protein transport; endoplasmic reticulum to Golgi vesicle-mediated transport
Cellular component (GO): endoplasmic reticulum-Golgi intermediate compartment; COPI vesicle coat; endoplasmic reticulum
Molecular function (GO): structural molecule activity
Source: RefSeq, a predicted model, not a curated record
AUGCUUGCAGAUGCCGGUCUCUUCUACCACAUUGACAAGAGCACUGUGCUGCAGGAGGCGCGCGCAUUCAACGAAACCCCCAUCAACGCGCGAAAAUGCAGGCUCAUUCUGACGAAGCUGGCCUUCCUCUUCUACCAGUCGGAGGUGUUUCAGUCGAAGGAGGCCACGGAGACCUUUUUCUCGAUGAACAGGCUGUUUUCGUCUCCAGAUACCGCACUUCGUCAAAUGAUGUAUCUCCUUAUCAAGGAGCUGGCUGGGAUUGCAGAAAACAGUUUCAUGGUCAUGCAGAGUAUCAUGCGAGACAUGAACGCAAAAUCGGAUGUCAUCUUCCGUGCAAAUGCCAUCCGUGUCCUGCCAAAGAUCGUCGAUAGCACGAUGUUGCAAGCGAUUGAGCGAUUCAUCAAGCAAACGAUUGUGGACAAAAACCCUAGCGUUUCGAGUGCUGCAUUGGUUUCUUCCAUGCACCUGUUCAACGCCAACAAAGAGGUUGUCAGGCGCUGGGCGAAUGAAGUGCAGGAGGCGAUGAACAACAGGGGCUCGAUGACGCAGUAUCACGCAGUGGGCUUGCUCUACCAGAUCCGACAGCACGAUAGGAUGGCGGUCAUUAAGUUGGUGCAGAACUAUUCUCGCGCGUCGUUGAGGUCGCCUCUUGCGUAUUGCAUGUUGAUAAGAUUCGCAUGCAAGAUCAUGGAGGAUGAAGAGCCUGGACAACGAUCCAUGUAUGAGUUGCUGGAGGGUUGGCUCAGACACAAGCAUGAUAUGGUGGUGUAUGAAGCGGCCCGCGCUAUCUGUAACUUGCGCGGAGCAACAUCGCAAGAGCUGCUUCCGGCCGUCUCAGCCCUUCAAUUGAUGCUUGUGAAUAGCAAGCCCACACUACGCUUUGCCGCCAUCCGCACGCUCAAUAAGCUUGCAAUGACCCAUCCACAAAUGGUCUUCCCCUGCAACAUGGACAUGGAGAACCUCAUUACGGAUACGAACCGUAGCGUUGCGACGUUUGCCAUCACCACGUUGCUGAAGACCGGAACGGAAGCCAGCGUCGACCGCCUCAUGAAGCAAAUCACGGGCUUCAUGAACGAAAUUUCCGAUGAAUUCAAAGUCAUUGUGAUCGACGCCAUUCGCUCGCUUUGCUUGAAGUUCCCUUCGAAACAAUCUUUGAUGUUGAACUUCUUGUCCAACGUCUUGAGGGAUGAAGGUGGCUACGAGUACAAGCGCGCCAUUGUGGAGGCAAUCUUCGAUAUUGUUCACCAUAUUCCGGAAUCCAAGGAGUUUGCUUUGUCGCACCUUUGCGAGUUCAUCGAAGAUUGUGAAUUCAACAAACUGGCCGUUCGAAUCUUGCACCUUCUCGGAACUGAAGGGCCAAAGACACCCAAAGCGUCGAAAUACAUUCGCUACAUCUACAACAGGGUUAUUCUGGAGAAUGCUACAGUGAGAGCCGCGGCGGUGACAGCCCUUGCACGCUUCGCCGUGAACCUGCCUGAGCUCAGAGAACGCGUGAAAGUACUACUCACGCGUUGUUUGGACGACAACGAGGAUGAAGUGCGCGAUCGGGCCAUCAUGUAUCUCCGAAUCAUUGACAGUGACGAGCUGUGCAGGAAAUACGUCGCGAAUGACACGACAUACAGCUGGCCUUCCCUGGAGCGCAACCUUGUGCAUUAUCUGAACGACCAGGCUGCACACACGCAGAGUUUCGACAUCUCCACAACGCCGAUAAUCACGAAAGAGCAGGAGUCGGCCGAGCGAUCUCGUCAACUCACCGCAGCCACCGAGGCGAUAACGCCCGCCCUACGCAGCAACGCCACCCCCACUGCAACUUCCCAACCAUCGGCAGCGCGUGGCGCAGAUGCAUUCAGCGGAGAUGCCCAGGCCGGAUAUGCCGCCGCCAUGGACAAGGUUCCAGAACUGGCCAAUCUCGGCCCUCUUUUCAAAUCCUCGACACCAGUGCAGCUUACCGAGGCGGAAACAGAAUACGUGGUCACUUGCGUCAAGCAUAUCUUUGCCUCGCACGUCGUUUUCCAGUUCAAUUGCCGCAACACUCUUAACGACUCGAUUUUGGAGAAGCUAAACGUCCAAAUGAAGAUCGAGUCCUCCGAUGACGACAACGUGGAUGCUCUAGUCCCCGAAUUCUCCAUCCCCAUCCCACAACUCAUCUUCGACAUUCCCCAAACCGCUUACGUCGUGUACCGGCGAGAAGGGGGCGCCUGCCCCACCGCGUCCUUCUCCAGCUCGUUGCACUUCUUCGUCAGGGACUGUGACCCGGCUACGGGUGAACCGGACGACGAUGGACAAGGGUAUGAGGAUGAGUACCUCAUCGAGGCCGUAGACCUUGUCGUGGCGGACUACGUGCUACCGACCUACGUGUCGGACUUCAGGAGGAACUGGGAAGAUAUGGGGCAGGACUCCGAGGUGGUGGAGACGUAUCAGUUGACAAAUAUGGCCAACAUCAAAGCCGCGGUCACCAACCUCAUCCAAGCCCUCGGUAUGCAUCCCAGCGAAGGGACAGAUAACGUCGUCGACAAGGCGACCACCCAUACGUUGGCAAUGGGAGGUAUCUUUGCUGGAGGUCACAAGGUCUUGACCCGGUGUAGGAUGUUGAUUGGAGGGGAGGGUGUGACCGUUGAGAUUGCGGCGCGGUGCAAGAACCCGGAGGUUGCGCAGAGGAUAGUGGACGCCGUAUGCUAG